AUGAGUGGUGAGAGUCGCGACCCUGUUAAGAGUGCUGAAGGAGCAGAAGCGACGGACUCACACAAGGAAAGUACCUCCCCACUAGGAAAAGAUGGUAACCUUCCUAACCUGAACUCGCGACGGCCUGGAGCACGUCAUUCUUCGCAUUACGAACCAAAUCUCAAAUCGAUUUAUCGCUGCUGCGACUUCACUCGCCCCUAUGCAUUGAAAGAGGAUACUGUUGCUUAUUUAAAGAGAGGUGAAGUAUGUCUAGCUCAUGUCCAUAAGAUAGACCGGAAGAAACUCGAUGUCUCUCUAUACAAGGGCUUGAUUUCUUGUCAAACACUAGAGCUCGAAACCAUACCUUCAUGUCGGCGAAUCCGCCGCCUCGUAGAAGAGGUUCUUGUAGUAGACAGAGGAUUCUCUAUAGGGGAAACUGUGAUCAAAUUCGAAAACGAACAUAUUGGGAAUCCAGAGUACGAGGAUCUGUGCAUGCCACGGCCCGAUGCUCUCAUUGGACAAGUUAUAAAUGUUGAGGUUCGUGGUGACCUCUUAGUGGUUCCAUCAAAAAACCUCAUUGUGAAAGACGUACUUUUAGGGAACAAUGAAUAUACAGAAAUGGUUAACUACAAUUCUGCUCAUAAUUAUGUGAUGUACAAGGACUGGAUAGGGAAUGCUAGCGAUUGUAUAAAUGAUGUUACUUUGUUGUAUCGCGGGCGACACAGAUUCGUCGUCAAGGAAGGUGGACGUUCAGGUGUCUUCCUUUGUCGCCAGGAACGCUCCGAUGAAUCCAAGGCUCUGGUUCCUGGUGAACGUGUGUCUAUCGCUAUCAGUGAUGCACUUGGACGAUCUGCCUUCUGGGAGCAAAAACCACCUAGAACACUCACCUGCUCACGAAGACGACGAGCCGCAGAAGGCAUCAAAUGUGUUAUCGAGAAGAUUGAAACCAACUCUCUCCUAGUAGAUUGGAUCAUGUCGCCGUCAUCCACUAUCAAGCCACCGAAAGUAAUUCCAAAAAGUGAGAUUCCGAAAGUGUCUCGUAUUGAUCCAUCUGCAAAUCCGCGACCGAGUACUUGUGAUCGCAUCAAAAUAUUAGUCGAUGAUUCUUCCACGGUUGUGACUCUUAGGGAGUAUUUUGCUGAUUUGACGGAACAAUACGGAAGCUUGUUCAGAAAGUUACUUGCUAAAAGCGAUGAAUCGGCUCGUCCUCAAUGUGACAGUUGUUCAAUUCCAUAUCAAAAGGAACACGAGCAAAGCUCACCUACAGCGAAAGCUGCGAAAAUUGCCCGCUUGAGUGAUGAUACUACACCACAACAGGGUAAGGAGAGCGUUUCUGUCUCAGCACACAGCGUGGCCGAAUGUGAAAAGAUGGAGUCGAAAGAAGAAGUUGCCAACGAUGAAGAAGUCUGGGAGUCAUCAGAAGAAAGUAGCGAUGAAGACCGAACACCUUCGAAAUGUGGUAGAUCAAGGGUUGCUGUAUGCCGCAGCGUCGUUCGACAGAAGCGCAUGCGUAAAUGUCCGGCCCGACGGCGAAGAUGUACGCCUGCACUGCCGAUGGAGGCAUCUCGUUUGGCAAGGGAUAUACUAGGCAAUCAAUUCGUUGGAGAAGUUUUGAUGUCACAUUCACUGGUGGAUGUGCAGUGGAUGAAUGGUACAAUCGAAGAAAAGAUUCCUGGUUAUCUGCUAAUCCCGCAUGAUCCUGACCUCGAUCAACAAGACCAUUUGCCAGGAGUUAUUGUAGCGCGCAAAGAUGCAAAAAAUGCCGAGACCGUGUUCGGACUAAUUUUGUCCACAAACAGCGCGGAACGAUCUUGUAAUAUCUCAUGGUUUGAAAGGACAGAAGACGGAGUGAAAGAGCUUGGCGAGGAAGAAUGUAUACUGUUCGACAUAAUGGCGCAUCCUAAUUACAAGCGCUUAUUUGUCGGAAACUAUGGAGUAAGCAUCCACCAUCCCUCCAAUGAUAUGCGUGACAUAGCUUUCCAAGUUGUUGCUGAUCUUAAAAAUGGAAAACAGCUCGUGCGAUUUUUGAAUGGUACGCAAGAGGAACUUUGGCCAUUUGACAUUCUGCCCAUUAAUUUCGUCGAUGAGUCGUUGGAUAGUGAUAGUGAGGAAGAUGAUGUGAGCACAACUGAAGGAGACUUGUCCAGAGAUUCCACUGUGACUUCUGCGAUCUUAAUGGAGGCUACGAAUAUACUCCGUCGCCUUGGACUUUAUAGUUGCAAGGAUCACCAGGUGGCAGACUUGGCUGAAAUAGCUAAUGUUGUCGCCCGUUUCAUGAAGAAUUCCCCUGAACUAGAGGAUUUUCUCAAAGAUUGUAAUCCCGACGACAUCGAAGCAAAAAACACAAAAAUUCUUUUUGCAGGAGUCGUAUUAGAGGCUACUGGUAAGCAAAGCACAUCAUACGUCAAAUCGCUUCUGCGAUUUGCUGAUGUAAUGAUCGCCGUUUAUCGUUCUCGCGCUCUUCCGGAUAACUUUGACAUUCAGCUUCUCUCAUGUUUUGUGGAAGACUGCGAGCGACGAGAAGCAUGUAUAGGAGAUCUUCCUCUACCUGAAGAUGACAUGAUACCCCUUCUGCUAGAAGCGUGA
Messenger RNA from Ostertagia ostertagi, 2565 nucleotides. NCBI's taxonomy places the organism in Eukaryota, Metazoa, Nematoda, Chromadorea, Rhabditida, Trichostrongylidae. The record is from the annotation of a GenBank genome assembly.